AUGUCUGGUGAAUCGGGUCAGCCUCAGGCUGGCCCAUCCCAGGCUGGGGUCGAUAUGCUGCACCCUGAGAGAAAUCAGACUCGGGUCCCGGGAGGUGUGAUCCGAAGGGUCGAUGCCUUAGGGCGCCAGUCCUGGAUCCAAAAGGUUCUUGAGCAAGUAAUAGACUCACCUCGCCAGUGGGUCACCCCAUCGGAGGUGGUUCCUGUCGCAGUUUUGGCCGUCCAGAGAUACCUGUUAGAGGAUGAGCCAUGCGACAUGGAACCUAAACCUCCGCUUUACUGCUUUGAUGUGACAAUCUCAGACGGGGUGUACCAGGAGAAGUGCUACCUGGACCCCAGCCUGAAUUCUCUCGUGUAUAAAAAUAUUCUCAAAGUUGGCAUAGAAAUGAGAAUUUCCAGAGUCUCGUGCAUUUAUAACGAGAAAAGAGUAGGCCAGGGAAUCUUGUGCAUAGAUAACGUUCUCUGUGGGGAGUUGCUGGAAUCUGUUUCUCUAGAAACUCCCUUCAGAAAUAGUGCGCACCAAGAGGUCCCCGAGAGACCUUUAAGAGGUGGAAAAAGUCAUUACCUGCCCCUGUGGAAUAACGAAGAUCCGUAUGGAGAUAUCUGGCUAAACAAUAAGCAACCAGAGGAGCACAAUUUUAACAAUACCAAAAUAAUUUCCCUUUCUCACCUUGAGAUGACCUGGUCUAAUAGAGAGAGUUUUCCUGCAUUGCUUGUGAGAAUUUUGCAUAAAUCAAAACUGCAAUACUAUGGAAAACCCAAUAAAAAGAUGAUCGAGCCAUACCAGACCUUUUUGGAAGUUGCUGACAGCUCAGGCACAGUGUCCGUGAUUAUGUGGAAUACCCUGUGUCCUGAGUGGUACAAAAGUCUGCAUGUUGGUUUAGUUCUUCUGCUUCAAGAUUAUUCUGUUAAAAAGAGUUAUCCAUUCAGGAUGCAGCCUCUUCCUGUGGAUCCACAGAUCAAACUAAUUUCUACAAUGGAAAUCUGCCUGAAUAUUCGAGAUCCUCCAACUAAUAUAAUUAUCAUCCCAGAAAAGCAGGUGAAACCAGAAUGGAGAUUGCCAAAAUUAAAUCACCGUUUUGUUACGAGAUCAGAACUGGAUAAGAUGCCAAAUAAUUCUAUCUGUGAUGUUAUUGGCGUUUUGGUUUUUGUAGGAAGGGUCCAGCGGUCAAAAAAGAAGGAUAGCCAUGAAGAUUUUUGGUCAUAUCGCUGGAUUCACAUUGCUGACGGGACUUCAGAACAACCAUUUAUAGUGGAGCUGUUUUCAACAUCUCAGCCAGAAAUCUUUGAACAUAUUUACCCAAUGACAUAUUUCACGUGUACACAGCUGAAAGUUGUCAAAAAUUAUGCUCAAGUACCUAAACUGCUUUACCUGACCACUACAAACGAGAGUCAUAUAUUUAUUACUGGUCAUAAAGGCCAGCCGUAUACCAAUGAUGCCAAGGUAAAAAACUUUAUUCAGUGGAUUAAAGCGAAGAACGAUUCUGGCGAAGUGAAGAAUACUGUUAUGGGUGGAUAUUACCCCUAUCCACCAGUGCCAGAGACAUUUUUGAAGUAUAGUAGUUCUCUUAAAGUUGAAUCACUCUUGACAGCUCUAAGUGAAGUAAAGGUGGAGAUUGAAGACUUGCAGUAUAGAGAACAAAAGCGCAUUGCAAUUCAGGGAAUAAUUACCGUUAUAAAGUAUGUCCCACAUAGCAGUGCAACUGAAAGUGCCUCAGCAUCUGAAACACUACGGAAUGCUAACCAACCCUCAACAUCCGAAGCAGCUAGAAAAGAAAGUCAAAGUCAGGAAAAAGAUGGUAAACAUCAUCACGAUGAUGGUUCUGGGAGUUCUCAAUAUUGUCGUUCUGCACGUGCAAGUUCAAGCCCUGUCACGAAGAAAAAAAUUAUGCAAACCCCAAGUGGCAAACAAAUUCCUGUACCUCAGCCAGAAACUUCUUCACAAAUAAAAGGAAGGACACCAAGCAUGCCAAGCUCCUCCCACUGUCAAGAAAACUCCAGUGGUGCCUUCGUAGCAAGAGCCAGAAAAACUAUAAGUGAUAAAUGGGAAAGUCAGCUGUGGAGAGAGAAGAAGUUCGGCUUGAUAGAUCACCUGCAUUACAGCCAGGUUUAUCCUGAAAGUAUUCCACGAAAAUUUAGUUUCGAGCACAGACAUUUUCUUAGUCAACUGUUUAAUUCUCAGCCUGCAAAAUACAUACCACCAGAAGGAAGGGUCCCAAAACUUGAUAAAUUUAAGAGCGUCCGAAGCCUUGGACAUUUUGAAUUAACCAUCUUAGGUCUGAACCAUGAGAGAGCAAUUGAUGUGGCUUUCCUCCCCAUGUAUUCUCUACAAGAUAUCCGAACAUCUCAAGUAGACACAUUAUUAACCUGCAUGAAUUAUAGCUGUGUGUAUCCACAGGCAUCAACUGCCACUGAAAACGUGACAGGUUCAAGAGUACUUGCAGGUGAUAUUAUCAAAGCAGUAGCUAAAAUGGAUAGAUCACAUGUCAUCUGUAUCUUGGAUAUCUGUAGUUUGGGGAACAAUAAAGCAGAAGUCUAUUUGCACAAAAUUUAUAAACCAAAUAAAACUUCUUAA
Molecule: messenger RNA, 2574 nt
Organism: Rangifer tarandus platyrhynchus (Svalbard reindeer)
Lineage: Eukaryota; Metazoa; Chordata; Mammalia; Artiodactyla; Cervidae
Source: the annotation of a GenBank genome assembly